CCGGUAGUUCAGCAACCUCCAACGAUGUUUGACGAACGUGUAGCUGUGGCCAAGUAUGGCACAGCCGCCGAGCGAGACCCGAUGAUCAAGAGGGGCAAGUGCUCUUCUCCGGACAAAGACUUGUCCAAGGCGUCGUUCUUGUUUAUGGUACUGGGCUUUGGCUAUUUGUUCCCGUACCAUGCGCUGGCGCAGCCGGUGGACUACUGGCACCUCCUCUUUCCGACGUUUGACGUGGAUUUUGAAAUCUCAUGGGCGUACAACAUUGCCAGCGUCACCACUCUCUUCUUCAUCGCGUGGGUCGGUGGGAAACAAUGGUACACUGGCCGCAUCGUCGGCGGGUUUGUGACCCAAGUGCUGGUGCUAACGAUCCUUCCAGUGUCCUACUUGGUGCUCACGUCUGAGCGUGAGAACCUCGUCAUGGUCUUGGGCUGCACGGUCAUCGUGUCUGUCGCGACGUCGUUCUUGGACUCUUCCGUGUUUUCGAUGGCCAAUCUGUUUCCACCGGGGGCAGGCAUCGAGUCGGUCCAGCUAGGCAUGGGGUUCUCGAUGGUCGUCACAUCGUUCUAUCGCAUGACAACCAAAGCUUUCUUUCCAGCCAACGCCAUUGUCGAAGCCACAAUGUUGUACUUCCUCGUCGGCGCCGUCACCGUCGGCUGCGGCAUCGUCGCGUACUUUGCCCUGCUCCGUCUCCCGUUGACCCGAACGAGCCUGACACGAGCAACCCAGGACGUCGUGCGCUUGUCCCUUGUGCGUAAAAUCUGGCGUCAAGAACUGCUCGUUACCAUCACGUACGCCAGUUCGCUGGCCGCGUGGCCCGGUGUCGUGUCGGUCAUCCCCAGCUACCAGUUCCCAGCUCUCAACACGUCGGGGUGGUGGUCACUGUACUUGUUAGCGACGUACGCCGUGUGUGAGCUUGCGGGGCGCUACCUCGUUCGCUUUCGGGGUGGAGUAAACGCCAAGACGAUGUAUAGGCUCGUGCUUCCCCGCGUGUUGUUUGUGCCGCUGGCCAUGUGCUGUGCCAAGGGGGUGUUCUCCCAUGACGCCGUGUCCAUCGCGGUGACCGUCGGCGCCGGGGUGACGUCCGGGUAUGUGGGCACGCUGGCCAUUGUCGUCGUGAAUGAGAUCGUCGACUUGGAAGAGCAAAGUGCCACGGGCAUGCUUUCCAGCUUGUUCCUCAACGUUGGACUGAUCCUUGGGUCGUCGAUCGGGGUCGUGUUGGCCACUGUGUUUCACAUGUAGGGAUAAACGAGACGCCAAUCAAGUGUUUUGAGGGUCCUGUAUAUACUUGUGUAUAUGCCGUCGUUGGAAAUUGCGCCACUCAACCAAC
This is a messenger RNA of Aphanomyces astaci, 1327 nucleotides long. RefSeq lists its product as hypothetical. The transcript has a single exon. Gene Ontology annotation, cellular component: plasma membrane. Gene Ontology annotation, biological process: nucleoside transmembrane transport. Lineage: Eukaryota; Oomycota; Saprolegniomycetes; Saprolegniales; Verrucalvaceae. Gene Ontology annotation, molecular function: nucleoside transmembrane transporter activity. The record is from RefSeq and is a predicted model, not a curated record. Bases 25 to 1239 code for a protein of 404 amino acids.